AUGACUUCAAAGACAUGCCCUCAACGAUAUGAGGAGCUUUUGAAGCCACCAGCACCGUCGGCGCAGGCAAGACCAUUGUCGACGACAUCUUCAUCAGCAUCAUCCUUGCACGCAGGAGAAGCUCCAAGACCAACGUCUUCAGGAUCAUCAGAGCAGGCAGAGUCAGUAAUAGAUAGUGCCAGUUGCAUUAUCGUCAGUCUCGACGGCGCGGACAAUAUGGUGCCGGCAGCAUCAUCAGCAGCACCACCGGCACAGACAAGGAUAAUGCCGACAUCAAGGUAUGAUGAUCCUCGGGCUAUCUAUCAGAGAUAUGUUGCUGCUCGAGAUGCUUGGUACAAGGUGCAGCCUCGUGGCAGGCGCUAG
Fusarium poae is the source of this 363-nucleotide messenger RNA. RefSeq lists its product as uncharacterized. The coding region runs from base 1 to 363 and encodes 120 amino acids. Lineage: Eukaryota; Fungi; Ascomycota; Sordariomycetes; Hypocreales; Nectriaceae. The record is from RefSeq and is a predicted model, not a curated record. The transcript is spliced from 2 exons.